Acinonyx jubatus (cheetah) is the source of this 5497-nucleotide messenger RNA. RefSeq names its product myosin ID (gene MYO1D). Gene Ontology annotation, molecular function: microfilament motor activity; ATP binding; actin filament binding. Gene Ontology annotation, cellular component: actin cytoskeleton; myosin complex; cytoplasm. NCBI's taxonomy places the organism in Eukaryota, Metazoa, Chordata, Mammalia, Carnivora, Felidae. Bases 344 to 3301 code for a protein of 985 amino acids. The record is from RefSeq and is a predicted model, not a curated record. The transcript is spliced from 22 exons. Gene Ontology annotation, biological process: vesicle transport along actin filament; actin filament organization.
UAGAAUUCUGCGGAUAGAAACUCUAAGAGGGAGAUCGACUUGAGAAAAAUAGAAGGCGCUUCCUUAACUGGCCAUGACCUUGGCUCUCCUCCUUGACUGUAAUUCACUUCGACCUGGUCCUAUCUUGGUGGACUAUCAGAUCCAAAGGACAAACCAAGCUCAUAAAUAGGGGUAAUGAGUAACAAGAAGAUGGGACAGUUGGGAUUCAGGGCAUGGAGUGUCUGGGGAGUGACUCAGGAGUAAGACUGAGUGAAAUGGUGUUGGAGCCUGCUUUUGUGCGGCGACGUCUACGUGGAAUGGGGAUAGCCUGGAGCCUGCUUUUGUGCGGUGACAUCUAUGUGGAAUGGGGGUGGCCGAAAGAGUCAAGUGGCCCAGAUUUGAAAAAGGGCGUAUCUACACAUUCAUUGGAGAAGUCGUUGUUUCUGUGAAUCCUUACAAGUUGCUGAACAUCUAUGGGAGAGACACAAUUGAGCAAUAUAAAGGACGUGAGCUGUACGAGAGACCGCCUCAUCUUUUUGCAAUUGCUGAUGCUGCUUACAAAGCUAUGAAGAGGCGCUCAAAAGACACUUGUAUUGUGAUAUCAGGGGAGAGUGGAGCUGGUAAGACUGAAGCCAGUAAGUACAUUAUGCAGUACAUCGCGGCCAUCACCAACCCCAGUCAGAGAGCAGAGGUUGAAAGAGUGAAGAAUAUGUUGCUCAAGUCCAACUGCGUCUUGGAAGCUUUUGGAAAUGCCAAAACCAACCGUAACGACAACUCAAGCAGGUUUGGAAAAUACAUGGAUAUCAACUUUGAUUUCAAGGGGGAUCCUAUUGGUGGACAUAUCAAUAACUACUUAUUGGAGAAGUCUCGAGUGAUUGUGCAACAGCCAGGAGAAAGAAGCUUUCAUUCUUUCUAUCAGCUACUCCAAGGAGGUUCAGAUCAGAUACUACGCUCUCUACAUCUCCAGAAAUCCCUGUCAUCUUACAACUAUAUCCGCGUAGGAGCUCAGUUAAAGUCUUCCAUCAACGAUGCUGCAGAAUUCAAAGUAGUAGCUGAAGCCAUGAAAGUAAUUGGCUUCAAACCUGAGGAGAUUCAAACGGUGUAUAAAAUUUUGGCUGCUAUUCUUCACCUGGGAAAUUUAAAAUUCGUGGUGGACGGUGACACGCCUCUCAUUGACAAUGGCAAGGUUGUCUCUAUCAUAGCAGAAUUGCUCUCCACCAAGACGGACAUGGUUGAGAAAGCCCUUCUCUACCGGACGGUGGCCACAGGUCGCGACAUCAUCGACAAGCAGCACACGGAGCAAGAAGCUAGCUAUGGAAGGGACGCCUUUGCCAAGGCAAUAUACGAACGCCUUUUCUGUUGGAUUGUUACUCGCAUCAAUGACAUUAUUGAGGUUAAGAACUAUGACACCACAGUCCAUGGGAAGAACACGGUCAUCGGUGUCUUGGACAUCUAUGGCUUUGAAAUCUUUGACAACAACAGCUUUGAGCAGUUCUGCAUCAAUUACUGCAACGAGAAGCUGCAGCAGCUCUUUAUCCAGCUGGUUCUGAAGCAAGAGCAGGAGGAGUACCAGCGGGAGGGGAUCCCCUGGAAGCAUAUUGAUUACUUCAACAAUCAGAUCAUCGUGGACCUUGUGGAGCAGCAGCACAAGGGGAUCAUUGCUAUCCUAGAUGACGCCUGCAUGAAUGUUGGCAAGGUCACCGAUGAAAUGUUCCUCGAAGCACUUAACAGCAAAUUGGGCAAACAUGGUCAUUUUUCCAGCCGAAAGCUCUGCGCCUCAGACAAAAUCCUGGAGUUUGAUCGAGACUUUCGAAUUCGACAUUACGCAGGUGAUGUUGUCUAUUCAGUCGUUGGAUUUAUUGACAAAAAUAAAGACACUUUGUUUCAAGAUUUCAAGCGCCUCAUGUAUAACAGUUCAAAUCCCGUGCUGAAGAAUAUGUGGCCCGAAGGCAAACUGAGUAUUACAGAGGUGACCAAGCGACCUCUGACCGCUGCCACCUUGUUUAAGAAUUCGAUGAUCGCUUUAGUGGACAACCUUGCAUCAAAGGAGCCCUAUUAUGUACGUUGCAUCAAACCCAAUGACAAGAAAUCCCCACAGAUAUUUGACGAUGAGCGCUGUCGCCACCAAGUAGAGUAUCUUGGACUACUGGAAAAUGUGAGGGUGCGGCGGGCGGGGUUUGCCUUCCGCCAGACCUACGAGAAGUUUCUUCACAGAUACAAGAUGAUCUCUGAAUUCACCUGGCCCAACCAUGACCUCCCUUCAGACAAAGAGGCUGUCAAGAAGCUGGUUGAACAUUGUGGUUUUCAGGAUGAUGUGGCUUAUGGGAAAACCAAAAUUUUCAUUCGAACACCCCGAACACUGUUUACCUUGGAAGAACUCCGUGCCCAGAUGCUUGUGAGGAUUGUCCUCUUUCUACAAAAGGUGUGGCGAGGCACGCUGGCCCGCAUGCGGUACAAGAGAACCAAGGCAGCUCUGACAAUUAUCAGAUAUUACCGACGUUACAAAGUGAAGUCUUACAUUCACGAGGUUGCCAGACGCUUCCACGGCGUCAAGAGCAUGAAGGACUACGGGAAGCACGUGAAGUGGCCAACCCCACCUAAAGUUCUUCGCCGUUUCGAGGAGGCCUUACAGGCAAUUUUUAAUAGAUGGAGAGCAUCCCAGCUCAUCAAGAGCAUGCCUGCCUCUGACCUGCCCCAAGUCAGGGCAAAGGUUGCAGCCAUGGAAAUGUUGAAAGGCCAAAGGGCCGACCUGGGACUGCAAAGAGCCUGGGAGGGCAACUAUCUUGCUUCGAAGCCAGAUACACCUCAGACCUCAGGCACUUUUGUCCCCGUCGCAAAUGAACUGAAACGGAAGGACAAAUACAUGAACAUCCUCUUUUCCUGUCACGUCCGUAAGGUGAAUCGAUUUAGUAAGGUGGAAGACCGAGCAAUUUUUGUCACUGACCGUCACCUAUAUAAGAUGGACCCCACUAAACAGUACAAGGUGAUGAAGACAAUUCCACUCUAUAAUUUGACUGGUCUGAGUGUCUCCAAUGGAAAGGACCAACUUGUAGUGUUCCAUACAAAAGACAACAAAGACCUCAUUGUCUGCCUUUUCAGCAAACAGCCAACCCAUGAGAGUCGAAUUGGAGAACUUGUUGGAGUCCUGGUGAAUCAUUUCAAGAGUGAGAAGCGCCACCUUCAAGUCAACGUCACCAACCCCGUGCAGUGCAGCCUGCACGGGAAGAAGUGCACGGUCUCCGUGGAGACGCGGCUCAACCAGCCGGAGCCCGACUUCACCAAGAACCGCUCGGGCUUCAUCCUCAGCGUGCCCGGGAACUGACCGCUCACCGGGGAGGCCUCGCCAGGGCGCGGGGGCCACGGAGCCGGGCAGCUCCCCCCCCAAGCCGCUCCGCAUCGCAGGCCCCCGUCUAAUUGCUGACUGCCCGCUGCUGCCCGCUUCAAACCAGUUCGCAAGGGUCUGUGCUUGGAGCCCAGCCCUCUUCUGCCUCCUCCAAGGCUCCUCCCCUGAGGUCUCCUUGCUGCCUUUCUGCCUUUGGUCUCCAUCCUCCUCUGCCCCGACUUUCCACGGUCCUCACUCCACAGACCCAAGACCCCGGUGCCCUGCCACAGAGCCCUGGGCUCAUACCCUCGGAGACAACUUGAUGGUGCCUGGAGUCAGAGAAGCCUCUGCCCUCCCCACGCCCCCUGGCCAGGUCAGGUCAGUGUGCCCUGACCCGCUGACCAGCGACCCGGCCUGCGAGGGGUGGACGCGAUGUCCCCAACCAAAAACGUGCUCCCCUGGGGGACUGGCAGGGGAUGGAGCCCUGCUCUCUCCGUGAGUCCAGCUUGCCACCCCUCUUUCCCCCAAGGUGACCACAGUCCCUCCCCCCCGGGACCUCGCUCAGCGCUCCUCGGCGGAACCCCUCCCCCAGCAGUCAGCCAAAGCCACCAGGUGAGCAGGUUCACCUGCAGGGCCGGCCCCUCAGCCCAGGAGCCGGCAGCUGGCAGUCCAGCUGGGUGCCCCGGGGCCGAGGCCACCUCUGCAAGAGGGAGCAGGUGCUCCAAAGGCCAGCUUCCUUCACCACACGGCCUGGGCCCGUGGUGGUUGCACACGGACACGGUGCGGCUUGCAGGGCUGCUCAUCCGGUACUGCGUCUGUGGUGCCCACACUCCUGUCAGAACACCAAUAAGAAAACGGAGUCACGGGAGCCAGGGAGUGAGUGCUAGGGGGCGGGGGGGAGUUGGGAUGUUUUCCCCUUCCCACACCUCUGUUUCCUACUUACUUGGAGAAUGAGGACCGGGGCCAGAGGGGCGGAGUGACAGAAACAGAGUUGGGGGGUCCUGGCACUGCAGGCCAGGCCAGGAUGCCCACCUUGCCCUGCAUACACCCCCCGCCGGCAGCUGGGGCCCGGGCUGGGCACACAGACCUCGCGCCGGGAGAGGGCCACCGUCUUGCCGGUCCGUGCCCGGCCGAAAGCAUGGGCGCCUCACAUGCCUUCCUGAGACCGCCCUGCUCCUGAGCCUCAGCUAAGGACUCCGCCCCGAGCCUCUGGGCAGCCCAGGCCUCCAGGCCAGGAGCCUUAAAAGGAGGGACUUGGGACACGCCGGGUGGGGAGGGCACUGAGGGUGAGCCCACGGCUCAGGAGGAGACCGGCAGGGUGUCAAAGGGACGCGCUGUUUUCUUCACUUUCUGCCACAGACGCUGCCCGCACCCUACCCCCCGCCCGCUUCCCCCCACCAACCCCGCCACGCUCCCGACCUGCCACGUUGACGCUGCAAAACACACCAAGUGCCUGAGCACAGCGUCCUGUGCCUGACAUGGUCACCUGGCUGACCCCCAGGUGGUCCCAGCAGCCUGCUCUCAUGCACACACGCCCCCAGCCCCGACUUCCCAGGGUCUAUAAACAUCCGCACCCCGUGCAGUUUGCAACAAAAAGUCCUCUUGGCAUCCUGUCCUCCGACCCCCAUUCUCAUUCUCGAAGCCUGGUCAGCUGCCUGCACAGCACAGAGGUGCCAUCAGCCUGGUUUAGCAACAGAGUUUUGCCAAUCACCUUGACACUAGUUGAACCGUCCUAACUGGAACGGCGCCUCUCCUUUCCACUGACUUCCCCACACCUGUUGCUUUACGCUAGAUAUGUGCACAGGUAUGUUUUAGACACACCGAAAUGGAACAUGCCAAUGAGGGUUUCUCUGAGGCUGGAGUCCUUUCUCCUGCCUUCCAGGGCCGCCUGUGGCUCCCCGGCCCAGCGCAGGGGCCUCCCGCCGAGGGCCGGUCGACAAGCACUUUCUCGUGAUGUCCUAUCCCAGCACGUGGGAGGAAAGAACGACCAGGAACUGAGGGUGUGGUCUCAGUCAUGCUUCCUGGGUGCCCGGGGAGAGCCCGAGGACACAGUGAUUGUAUGCAAUGAAGUGUUUCUCUUGAUCUAAUUAAAUGCAGUUUUAUGGUUUGCUGCGUUUAUUCCUAUUUUCCAUUAAAUUAACUAUUUCUAGAGCAUAUUUUGAUUUACCGUCAAGAGCAAUAAAGCAUUAAAUCUUA